This is a messenger RNA of Schistocerca gregaria, 5800 nucleotides long. RefSeq lists its product as uncharacterized. NCBI's taxonomy places the organism in Eukaryota, Metazoa, Arthropoda, Insecta, Orthoptera, Acrididae. Gene Ontology annotation, biological process: mitotic spindle assembly checkpoint signaling. The transcript is spliced from 3 exons. The coding region runs from base 105 to 5774 and encodes 1889 amino acids. The record is from RefSeq and is a predicted model, not a curated record.
UAUUUAGGCAUUGUUUAGGUACUAGGUCAUCGUGUUUACCUGUAAACGGUCAUCUCUAUAAAAGCUCUGCUUCUGCUUUCACGAUCAAUCCAGUACAUUUUACUAUGACGUUUAGUGUUGCAGAUAUCGAACAGUGCAAAGAAAACAUUCAGCCGCUUCGAGAAGGACGACGUUUAAGCGCGCUUAAAAAGGGUAUACAACAAAAAUUAACUACGGAACAAAUUGAAGCUGAGAGAUUAAAUUAUGAAAAAUUACUCUUAUCAAACAAAUCGCAUGGGGAUCCCAUUCAGGCGUGGAUUAGUUAUAUCCAAUGGGUCAAAGAUACUUUUCUGAAUAGCUCAGUACAAGCAGAGUUAUUGGUCUUGAUAGAACGCUGUAUUCAGGAAUUUGCUCAUGUCAUUCAGUACAAAGACGACAUUCGAUUUCUCCAAAUUUGGCUUCAAUAUGCCGAUCUUAUCCAGGAUCCGACUGAUUUGUUCGCGUUUAUGGAUUCCAAUCAGAUUGGAGUAACUCAUGCUAUAUUUUGGAAAGCUUGGGGAAGUGUAAUGGAAAGCAGAAAGAAUUGGAGACAAGCUGAAAAAAUUUAUCAAAAAGGAAUAGACUGCCACUCGCAGCCAGAAGAACAGAUGAAAAUGAUACAACUAGAAUUCGAAGCAAGAAUGUUUCGUAUUAUGAAAACGCAGGCCAAGCAACAAAAAAACUGGCCAAUGUGGAUGCAAGAAGAUGAAGAUGAAUCAAGUCAACAAGAUCAAAGACAACCUGUAAGACUAGCUCUCAAUGAGAUAUUAGUCUAUUCAAAGAUGUCGGAACAUCAACGUCAAACGGAAUUAGAGUCUAACCGUAUAAGUAGGCCAUCUUCUGACGUCGUGCAAAAGAGUGAUUUGCUCUAUAGAGGUUCUGCUUAUAAGAGGCCUGGAGACGAAUCACUUCAUAUUUUUGUUGAUGAUUCGUCUAAUCCUCAACAAAAUACAAAGCGUCCAUGUUCUGCCAUUCCUCUUUCUAAUUCAACCGAAGAGUUACUGUCAGGCUCUAAAAAAUCGUCGUCAACGAAGCCAUCGGCUGUUUGGUCUCACGUUCCACUUGAAACUGAGUCUCGUAAAGAGAAUACUCAACUACCUGAUUGCUGGAAUAAUGCUCAAUUUGUUCCGGAUGUAUUUGCAAAAUCUGCAAAACAUGCUGUACUCCAUUCAGCAUAUCAAAAAGAGACAUCCUAUUCGAAUUCACACAACGCGGGCUUUUCUGUUUUUGAAGACAAAAAGUCAGAAGUAAAUUCAAUAGGUGGUAAAGAUUUGCCUAGUCUGAACAAACACCAAUGGAAUCCGCCUGUAAAUGACACCUACACCUUUCAGAUCACCUCUCAAUACUACCUAUUGGGAAGCAAUGAACCUAUUAAAAUGAAGUUUGGAAAAUUAGAAAAGGCGGCUUACGACCGAACAUUGGUUUGUCCAGGAGAUGGAAAGGAAUAUUCAUUUGAAGAAAUUCGGAUGGAAAGCAUGCUCAAAAAGAAAAAACAAGAGGAUGAAAGUAGAGAGAUCGAUAAUGUAAAAAAUGAAAAAGAGGCGAAACUAGUAACAAAGAAUUCAACGGAGAUUACUAUGGAGAAUGAACCAGUAAAAACUGAAGAAUCAGACUUGUUUAAUGAUCAUAAUGAUCAACCUUCUGCUUAUCGAAAAUUUCCACCAAGAACCCUUGCUUCUUCUUUGAGUCCACUACCAUUUCUUGAUCGCCAAUCACCUGUUUUAACCAGUAACGUAUCAAAUUCAUUAUCCUCUUCUUUCCCAAUUGAAUCCACUACUCUUUCUUCUUUCAAUCAGCCAUUUAAUUCUGAAACGGCUUCUCUUGCACUGUCCCCUAUUUCGGCACAGCAGAAACGCAAUCCUCUACGCCCUAUUUCUAUCAAUUCUCCUUCUACUUCUCAAGCCGUAUCUACCGAGGUGCCUAAUCUAAGUACAGAAUAUCACUCCUGGUCUCGCUAUUCCUCAAAUCCGCUCAAUUCAAUCGGCGAUACGCUUUCUACCGACCAGAUAUUGGUUCCAGGCAUGACAGUGGAUCCUGACGACGUGAAUAAUCCGCCUACUCUGACAGCACAUUCACAAGCAGCCUUGAUUACAGUUUUGGAUAUAUUGAACUUCAAUAAGGAGAGCGUAGACUUAAAUGACACGUAUGUUCGAGGCUCCCAAUACCAGGCAGCAGACCCGAUCGGUGAAGAAGAUGGUACUGACGUAACUGUAAGCUUGGUCAUUUCUAAAAAGGAUCAACGAAUUGAAUGCCUCCAAAAUAGUUUCUGCGUGUUUGACGAAUCAGGCAUUAGCGCUCCUGUCUCACCUCCAAAAGGCGACAUCAUCUCUGAUGAUCAUCAUGCAACGAUAGCCGAGAACAAAGAAAAUGGGAUUCUUGAUUCAAUUAAUCAAGAAAACAUCUCAUCUAUUGCACUCAACAGUCAGAAAACCACAAUAACUCAAAAGGAAAGCCAAACAGAUAACUCGAUGCAAAUUGGCUACAUGUUCGAGACAGAGAAGUCGGAAAAUGAAAACAUAAAGCCUUUAGAUAAAAAAAGCGGUGAUAACGUGGCCUAUAUCGAGAACGAUAAAUCGAUAGAAAACAACUUGGUAAAUGGCAUUGAUACCUUAGACAUAACUGGCGGUGAGCGGCCAAUAGAGAAGAAUGACGAAAUUAGUCCGGAGAAAUACACCAACGGCUUAGUAGAGAAUGGUUUCGGUAACUGCGAUUUAGCACAUAGUGAUAUCGAGGAUUCAACUAGAAGUAUUGCUAAUGAUAACUUGAUUGAUAAUAGUGGCUCAAUGCGCUAUACUCCCAACAUCGAUCAUAUUCCACAAGAAAACGGAUUUGACAGUGCGUUCACAUUAGAAAGCAAUAUUGCCAAUCCUACUGAUUGCAUGGAAAAUACCACCAACAAGGACAGAAUGCUUACAGAAAAUAGUAGCGAUGAUUUUCAACCAAUGAAUAAUGAUGUCAUCAAUGAAGGUAUACUUGGAGACAAUGAUAUCGGUAAUGACGACAAGCAGUGUAUAUCAUUUGCGGAAAUCAGUAACAGCCUCAAAAGUCCAAUAAAGGACUCUACAGACAAUAUCUGUAACAAUGGUUUGACAGAGAAUAAAAUCGAUUGGUUACUUUCCUGUAAUACGCCCAUUGAUAUCUUUAAAAAAAUAAACUCAGAGGAACCAAGCGAUGAUGAAUUAAAUAUCAGCCUACUUAUCGAAAACACAGGAAACAAGGCGAAUUGUUCGAUUAAUCCAGAUGUGUUUAAAGGCGCUAAUUCGGCCGUUCAGUCUUACCAACAAGGUCAGAGUACUGAGCCAAAACAGUUUGGUCUGCUUGAUUUGAUACAUAAAUACGAUAAUUUUGCAAAUUCAUCAUUUGCAGCUGAAGACGGUGUAUGUUCUUCAGGGCAGCCGGGUUCUGAAUUUCAAGUUCCGGUUGACAGAUCUUCCCAAGAUUCUGAACAGGGGGUUAGUCUGGAGCACAAUUCCGAAUUCAAGCACGGGCCGUCUGAAGAAAUUAAUGAUCGAAAUUGCGAGUUAAAUUCCUACGUAGAAUCCAGUCAAAACCGCGAAGAAUCCCACUUCGAUUUGUUUGAGCAAGAAUCUGAACCUCAAUAUUGCACAGAUAAUGCCGAAAAAAGUCAUACAGAUGAGUCUUGUAUCGACAUUGAACGAGUGCCUACAGAUGGAGUUAGCAUAAAAGCAGUUGAAAAAGAGUCUAUUCAAGAAGAAUAUUGUCCAGACUCCGAACAAGAAUCUAAGCUGCAAUGCAUUACGGAUCAAGCUGAACAAGAAUCUAUAAAACAGACUUACUCUGAUAUUGAUCAAGGGUCUGCUCAUUCUGUUUGUAUAGACGAUGAUAGACAAAACCAUGAGAAAGUGUUGAGCACGGAGUCAGAACAGGAAUUCAAAGAGUGUCGCUCGGUGAAUACAGGAGAGUGCGAGCUGAAAACUAGCUUGGAGUUUGCAGAACAGCGAUUUGAACCUGAUUUUGAGAAGUCAGUUCAGGAAGAUUAUAAUACAGAAUUUGAACGAAUGUUGACCGCAGACCGCGACGCUGGCGAAAUCGAACAAGAAUGCACUCUGUUGUCUUCCCACACGGAUGAAGUUGAUCAGAAACUUGACUACCAGGCUCAACUAGGGUCCGAACAUGACAAUGAGCCUGAAAAAUAUCAAAAAUUUCAAGAUGAAUGCUGCCGAGAUUCUCAAAAACUCGAAACUAAGUCCGCGAUAGAGGGCUCACCCGAACACUUAUCGGAAUUCCCCUAUCUGUCGAAUGACCUUCCAUUGGUGAAUAAUUUGCACUCUGUUCAGGAGCAGGCACAAAUAUGCUUCGAAGACAUUGAUUUAGACAUAGCUGGCAUAUUGAAAGACGGGAAUUUACACAUGUCUGCAAGAACGAGCACGAAUAAACGUUAUGAGCUGAGUAUGAUGAACAUGGACAAUUUUUCAGAUCUGACCAUGAAUAAUAUUGGUAAUAUAUCCGCGAUGACUGAGGAUCUUCCAGAAUUAACUCUAUUCAUCCCCAACAUGAAAAGAAUUAAUACUCGGCUAGGUGAAAACCCGACACCAUGUUCGACUUGUUUGAAUAGUUGCAAGAUUACGCAGCCCGUUCCACCCUGUAAAUUUGGAAAAAAAGUAUUUUGCUCCACAUGUUCCCAUCAGCAUAUCGAUGCAUUUGGCCUUUGUAUUGAGUGGAGUCAAAAGCAAUGUCUUCAAGCAUAUAUGGAAUCCAUUCAACAACAUCCAGAUUUGAUUCCAGUUGAUUGUACAGAUAACGCCCUACCCCAAUUGAAUUUAGCCUGCGAUUCUACUUCGACGUCAUUGUCUCUCGGCUUUUCACCUGGCGCUCCCUUACUUUCGACCCCGAUCCUGCCUCUUCAAGAUAUGACCUUGUCCCUUACAUUAAUUUAUUGUCAAGGCGAGAAUUGGAUAUGUUCAGCUACCGAACUUGCCACAAAUCGAUGUUUUAUUAUCAAAAAAACCACAUUUUAUGAAUAUUGGAUUUUCAAUCGUCUGCUGUACAAAUUGGGCGAGGAUUCUAGUCACUACAUUAUUCCCUUUCGGUAUGCCUACGUCUACCAAGACGCCACGUUGCUGCUUGCAGAAUACGACCCUUCAUUGAUUUCUUGGCGUUCUUUUUCGUUUAGUGAGCCUACUGAAGAAUAUAUAGCCAUGUACUAUACUUGUCACUUGCUAUCAUGGACUAAAGCGUUGCAUGAGCACCAAUUUUGCAUAAGUGGACAAACAAAUUUGAGCUUUUUGGUCCCUGUUCCAUGCAAGAGCCUUAAUUCCGGCAAACUCCGCUGUGAUGAUGUCUCAUGGAAUCUCUACGCACCUCGCAUGUGCAAUUACCAAUUCAUUAUUGAUCUGCAACCAUACUCUAACCCCGCGGACUUGAUUGCUCAAAUAGACGUCUCGUCAGCUAUCAAAGAGAUCAUCCAGAGCUCAAAGACGUGCCUUACAAUUCAACCAGCUGAUGACUUGAUAGCCAUGGUGGAAGUCAUACACCAGCUUCUAUAUGCAAAUAAGUUACAGGUGGAAUUUUCAGAAGGAAAAUGGACGUUUGAUACCGUAUAUCGAACCUCAGUCUGGAAUCAAAUCUUUGACGAGCUGUUGAGCAGCAUGGCACGAGGCAACGAACCAUUUGAAACACAGGUUUCCGGCUGCAUCAAGACAGUCACCACAGCCGAAAACUUGAUCAAAAGAUAUUUCUCAGAUCAUCCUUCUAAGUUAGACAGCCUUCAUGUUUAUUUAUCAAAUUUUAGCUAAGUGUUUUAUAAAGCCUUUUUUCCCAU